CAUCUUUCAAUGGACACCAAAACAUAACAACAAACAUAUCCAAAAAAAAACAAUGGCCACCAUUUUCUCAUCUCCACCACCCAUUUUCUCCUCCUCCACCACCACAACCACCACCGCCACCACCACCACCACCACCACCACCACAACCACCACCAUCUCAAAACCACUCAUCUCUUUCAAACACCAACACCCACUACUAACCACCACCUUAACAGCAACAGCCACAGCAGCAGCCAUAGCCACCAUUCUCACAACCUCACCCCCCUCCAUAGCAGCAGAAUCAUCACCCCCCUACAAUCUCUACUACGGAACAGCCGCCAGCGCCGCAAACUACGGCGGCUACGGCGGCAACUCCAACAAGAAAGACUCAGCCGAAUACAUCUACGACGUUCCAGAAGGCUGGAAGGAGCGUUUAAUCUCAAAGGUCGAAAAGGGUACAAAUGGAACAGACAGUGAAUUCUAUAACCCAAAGAAGAGAACAGAGAAAGAGUAUCUGACUUACCUUUCUGGGUUUCGUCAGUUAGCUCCAAAAGAUGCGGUUUUGAACAACUUGGCUCUCUCUGAUGUGAAUUUGCAGGAUAUUAUUGGUAGUGCUGAUAAUGUGAGUUCUGAAGAAGUGAAGGAUGAUAAGGGUCAGGUUUAUUAUGUUUAUGAGAUUGAUGGGGUUGGUUUUCAUAGCUUGAUUUCUGUUACUUGUGCUAAUAAUAAGCUUUAUGCUCAUUUUGUUAAUGCUCCUGCUCCUGAGUGGAAUAGAGAUAAGGAUGUUCUUACUCAUGUUCAUAAGUCUUUUAAGACUCUUGGGUAAUUGUAAUGUGUCUUUUUGAUGUAUAGAUAUUAUGGUUGUUGAAUAAUGGAUAUUCUAUAAUGAUGAGAAUGGUGUUUUGUGGUUAA
This is a messenger RNA of Vicia villosa (hairy vetch), 891 nucleotides long. RefSeq names its product thylakoid lumenal 19 kDa protein, chloroplastic-like. The record is from RefSeq and is a predicted model, not a curated record. Bases 53 to 805 code for a protein of 250 amino acids. Lineage: Eukaryota; Viridiplantae; Streptophyta; Magnoliopsida; Fabales; Fabaceae. The transcript has a single exon.